Messenger RNA from Oryzias latipes (Japanese medaka), 3971 nucleotides. The record is from RefSeq and is a predicted model, not a curated record. Lineage: Eukaryota; Metazoa; Chordata; Actinopteri; Beloniformes; Adrianichthyidae.
UCAGAACAUCAGUGAAGUACUUAGGUCAUGUAGUGGACGCCCAGGGGGUCCAUACAGAUCCUGAUAAGCUUUCUGCUCUGAAGACUUGGCCACGUCCUUUAAACCGGAAAGAGCUGAAGUGUUUUUUAGGCUUCGCAGGAUACUAUCGGCGUUUCGUCGAAGGGUAUUCGAAGAUAGCCAAACCAUUAAACCAACUAACAGGCGGUUAUCACCCAGCACGGAAAAGAGGCAAAAUUUACAAAAGGCUCAGUGUGGGAGGUGAUCCCAACUCAAAAGUUCCGUUUGGUGAUGAGUGGACUCCUGAAUGUGAAAGUGCCUUUCAGACGCUGAUUGAAAGAUUAACAUCUGCUCCGAUCCUCGCCUUUGCCAAUCCGACAUUGCCAUACAUCCUUCAUACAGAUGCUUGUAGGCAAGGAUUGGGCGCUGCUCUUUAUCAGGAGCAAGAAGGGAGACUCAGAGUCAUAGCUUAUGCCAGCAGAGGAUUGUCAAAAAGUGAACAAAACUAUCCCACACAUAAGUUGGAGUUCUUGGCUCUCAAGUGGGCAGUCUGCGAAAAGUUUCAUGACUAUCUAUACGGCUGCAAGUUCACUGUUUUAACAGACAACAAUCCUCUUACAUAUGUUUUGACAUCAGCUAAGUUGGAUGCUGCUGGUCAUAGGUGGCUAGCUGCCCUCUCCACUUAUAGUUUUGACAUCAAGUAUAGGGCAGGGCAGGCGAAUGGUGAUGCUGAUGGGUUGUCUAGGCGACCCCAAGCCUCUCCAGUUGAAGAUGAGGUCUUCAUUGAAGAGAGGGAGAGAAUAGAGAACCUAAAAAACCGACUCAUGGAUGUAGCUGGAGCCAGCAUUUCUUGUGAAGUCCUCUCAGCUAUAUGCCAGCGUCAUGUGGCAGUUGGCAUGAAGGAGUAUUUUCCUGACACCCUCAUUGCAGAGUCACUUGGAAUCGAUGCGUCAUCAGUGCCUGAUUCUUUUGGGCAAGACAUUCUGCCAUCAAUGACUCUGACAGAUUGGUGUGAUGUUCAAAGAGGUGACCCACUCAUUGGUCAUGUUAUUCGUCUUUUGGAAAAGUCAAAAAAACCAACUCCCAGGGAGAUCCGGCUAGAACACCCUGAAGUGAAGCUCCUGCUGCGACAGUGGCAUAAGCUGGGGCUUAGGGGUGGUGUACUGUACCGCCAGUGGGUUGAUCAUGGAAAACCUGUUUAUCAACUGGUGCUUCCCCAAUCAAUUCGUCAGAGAGCUCUACAGGGCAUACAUGAUGAGAUUGGCCACCUGGGGGCUGAGCGUGCAUUACAUCUUGCUCGAAAUCGUUUUUACUGGGCCGGAAUGGCUAAGGACAUUGAAGAAAAGUGUCAGAAGUGUGAACGGUGUUUCCGAAGGAAAGCUGUUGUUCAGAAAGCUGCUCCAAUGGAGAAUAUAACUACAACAUACCCUCUUGAGCUCAUUUGCAUGGACUACUUGUCUUUAGAACCAGACAGUCGUGAUACACGCAACAUAUUGGUGAUCACAGACCACUUCACUAAGUUCGCAGUAGCUGUACCAACCAGAGACCAAAAGGCAAAAACCAUUGCCAAAGCUUUGUGGGAGAACUUUAUAGUUCACUAUGGGUUCCCUAGUCGUCUGUUGAGCGAUCAAGGUAGGGAUUUUGAGUCCAGAACCAUUAAAGAACUUUGUUCAGUCAUAGGAGCAAUUAAAGUCCGCACAACUCCAUACCAUCCUCGUGGAAACCCAGUGGAGCGUUUCAACAGAACUCUCCUGGGAAUGUUAGGGACUUUAGAGGACAAAGAAAAACACCACUGGAGAGAUUUUGUUAAACCAUUGGUCGAUGCCUAUAACUGUACACGAAACGAUACAACUGGCUAUUCACCUUAUGAACUAAUGUUCGGAAGGCAGCCUCGGCUUCCUGUAGACUUUGUCCUUGGGAUUAGUCCUGAUAGUGGAGAUAAGCAGACACACUCAGAGUAUGUCAAUAGCCUCAGACAGCGUCUUCAAGAGAGCUAUUCAUUGGCCACUGAGAGUGCACAGAGGUCUAGAGACAGAAACAAGAUCAGAUUUGACAAACAGGUUAGGGCUGCCAGACUCCUUGUAGGAGACAGAGUUCUUGUCCGUAAUGUUAACAUCAGGGGCAAGCACAAGUUGGCAGAUAGAUGGGAGCAUAAAAUCCAUGUUGUGACAAAACAGAUUGAUGAUAGCCCCGUCUAUGUUAUAAAACCUGAAACAGGAGUCGGGCCUCACAGGACUUUACACAGGGAUCUUUUGUUGCCGUGUGGUUUCUUACCUGUGCAGGAUGCUGCAAAGCCAGAUCCUCAAGUUAAGGUCACACGAAGGCUGAGACCUAGAUCAGAAAAAACUCAAAACCAGCCAGGAUACCAGAGCAACCCAGAGAGUGACUCAUCAGAUAGUAUGGAUGAACUGUACCCAGCUAUACGAGUCCCAGAUUUCACCAAAACGGGUCCCUUGUUACUGCCAGAAUAUCGAGCUUGUGAGCCAGUAGAGACUCCUGCCACGUCACAUACUGAUAUAUUUACGGAGGUUCUACAGAAUGCAGAUACACCUGCUCAGACAAGUUCUGUAGUCCAGCCUGAGUUCCUGGUAACCUCCCCACAGUUAAGCACAGAAGCUGUUUCUCAGAGUGGAGCUCAGGACUCUGCAUAUGUCAUUAUUGAUAUCCCUGAACCAGAACCCAUACAGGUUCCUCAUUCAGAGCCUGAGAGCACUGAACAUGCUGUACUACAAGAAGAGGGGCCCGAGGUCAGACACUCAAGUAGGCUUAGGCGUCAGCCCCGCAGACUUACCUAUGAUGAGUUGGGGAAACCACUGAUUUUAGCUGUUGGCACAUUCAUCAGGCAACUAGAAUCUGCACUUCUUCAAUCACUGCAGGUCUCUGUCCAGCAGCGCUCGCAUGAAGGGACUUAUGCGGUUUAGAGGGGGAGAGUGUAACCCUGAUUAAGUUUAGAUGUUCAAUCAUACAUCUUAUGUACAGUACCUUUACUCAGACACUAGGGGGAGACACCCUUUUUGAGAGACGUUUCCUAAAGUGUCAAGGAAGGAGGAAGUUUCUUUUCAUUGUUUUUCUUUGAUCUGCGACGACACUGCUAGAUGACGAGACAUCGUGCUUCUUGAAAAAAUCAAAUGCAGCUUUGCAGUGAUCCAGACACUGGAAAAUCGUUUUAAGGAUUCAAGACAGAGUGUGUAUGAAUGAAAAGAUAUCUUGGCUGGUUUUUUCCACGUGCUUCAAGGAGUGGACACGUGCUUCAAUGAGUGGACCGAAUUCCUCCGGAUCUACGCGGAAUUCACGCUUUUGCUGUGGCUCCACCUGAACUCAAGUUUACCUGAUUUUCCCAGACUUACAGCUUCGAAACCAAAGGAGUGGUAAAGCUUCAUUUCCCGUCUCAGGACGUGCAAGUAUUAUUUUUUCAAUUUUUCUAAGUGCACUUCUUUUUUCCCCCCACCUCCAUUACUGGAGCCUUUUUCAGUUUUUUCUAUUUUUUUCUUCUGAGAUCUCAGAAUUUAAGGACUUUACUCCAUAAAGGGUAUUUGUUUUCAGUUACCAUUUAAGGUGUUGUUGGAUCCAACGGUGAUUUAUUAAGAAAUACUGAAUAUUAUUCUAUGUUGUGAUUGAUUGAUUUUUCGGUUCUUUCAUUGUAUCUUGUUUUUUUUUACACCACACCCAUAAUUUAAUUUUUGUUCUCAAUUUAUAUGUUGAUGUCAACAUUUUAUUUCCAUGAAAGGAUGUGUACUGAAUAACUUGAAAAAAAUCUGAAUAUAGAUUAUUUUUCCUUUCUACAAUUUGAUCUGUGUCAAGUGUGUUAUUGUGGGUCGGAAGGGUAAUUAGUAUCUACUACCGCAUUCCUCCUGUACAAACCUUGAGUAUAAAGAAAGAAGUUCACAUUGCGAGCUUAGUUGACCUCCCACCUAGGGUUAUCCAGGUAGGCAGGGUUACACAGGCAUUUCCGGUGAGCGUUUUCUACUCCAAGU